Molecule: messenger RNA, 756 nt
Organism: Miscanthus lutarioriparius
Lineage: Eukaryota; Viridiplantae; Streptophyta; Magnoliopsida; Poales; Poaceae
Source: the annotation of a GenBank genome assembly
AUGAAGGGAGGGGAGCAAGGAUCUGGAGGCUUCCCCAAACACUCCAUGAAGUUUCUCGAACACUCUAUGAGCUCCUCCACCAUGUCCUCUCGUGGCAAAGGUUUGGACAAGAAAAUAUUCACCUCUAAGAAAAAGAAGGGAAGCACAUCCAAGAGAAGGAGAACUGGUGAUGAGGAGGAGGAUUGGAACCCAAAUCCAAAUGCGGAUGUGGAAGAAGAUGAUGAAGGUGAUGAUGAGGAGAUGGAUGUACAAGAAGAUGCAUAUUUUGGGUACAUUCAUAGUGGCACCAUUUGUAAACACCAAUACAUCAACAUGAGCUAUAUGAUGGAAAAUAAGAACACUUUUGGUUUGGUUGCUAAUUUGCAUGCUAUGGGGCUAUAUGAUUUUCUUAGGCACAAGCCCAACUGGAAUGACAUGAUUGUUAGGCAAUUCUAUGCUACCAUGGAAAUUGACACUAUGAAUGAAAAAAUUGAGUGGAUGACUGGCAAGAGAAGGUAUUCUGCUACCUUUAAUGAGUUUGCUAUAGCAAAUGAGUUAGACAAUGGUUUCUUUGCAAACUCUAUCGAUCUUGACGAGGAAGACCCAUUACCCAUAGAGCAAAGAAGGCCGUUUUAUGAGCCUGAGCGCACUAAGAUACAAUUCAGAAUUGGUGUCCUAAAAGGGUUGAGGCAUCAUCCAGCAGUGAUCAACAAAAUUGUUAGAAUGACGUUCAUGCCAGAAGGAGGAGCCAAAGGUGCAAUUAGGGAUAAGUAUUAG